UUUCUGAUGAGAAACUGUACCUGAAAUAUCCACACUCAUUAAACUCGCCAUGGCCAGUAAUCACUAUUCAUUAUCAGGAGAUGAUCUAAGCCGAUACCCCGGAGCCACAACCACCCAACUUCCCAAAAUCGACUUCGACGAACCCCUUCACCACGCCGGACCACCACCGCCCCCAGGCGCCGGCGAAGGGCCUCGCCGCAGCAAGAAUGCGCCCGUGCUGGAGCAUCGCUGGUACGACCCCCGGGGCUGGUCGACCCGCAGGCGCCUCCUCGUCGCCGCCGGCAUCGCCAUCGUCAUCAUCAUCGCGGUAGUCGUCGGGGCCGUCGAGGGGACGAAGAGAUCGAGCAGCUACCCGGACUACUCGCGCCUCGACUACGAACUGGUCGACACCUACGCGGGGGCCUCGUUCUUCGACCGCUUCGACUACUACUCGGGGGUCGACCCGACCGACGGCUUCGUGCAGUACGUCAACAAAUCCACCGCGCAGUCCCUCAACCUGACGUACGUCACGGCGGACGCCGCGUCGGCGGUGCUGCGCGUCGACACGGCGGACCGCAACGCGAGCCACGGCCGCCGCUCCGUGCGCCUCGAGUCCACCACCAGCUACGACACGGGCCUCUUCGUCUUCGAUAUCCGGCACUCGCCCUACGGCUGCGGCCUGUGGCCUGCCCUGUGGCUGACCGACACCGUCAACUGGCCCGCCAACGGGGAGAUCGACGUCGUCGAGACCAACAACCUCGCCACCGAGGGCAACGCCGUCACCCUGCACACGGAUGGCGGCUGUAACAUGAAGAACGUCAAGCGCAAGCAGACCGGCACAUCCAAUUUCGUGACCUGCGAUAACAGCACGCACAGUAACGCCGGGUGCGGGGUGCAGGGCCCGCCCAGCACCUACGGGCAGGAGUUGAAUGAGAACGGCGGCGGGAUCUACGCCCUCGAACUCCGCGACGCAGGCAUCCGCACCUGGUUCUUCCCCCGCGCCGCCAUCCCGGACGACAUCACCUCCAGUAUCGGUACCUCCAGCAACACCUCCAGCAACACCUCCAGCAACACCUCCACCGCCCCCGACCCGUCAACGUGGGGCACCCCCCUGGCCGACUUCCCCAGCACCCACUGCGACAUCGCCGCCCACUUCCGCAACCAGAGCAUCAUCGCCAACAUCGACCUGUGCGGCGAGCUCGGCGCCCAGAAGCAGUUCUACACCGACCUCUACCGCUGUCCCGGCCGGUGUGUGGAUUUCGUGCGCACCCAUCCGCACAAUUUCACCCAGGCGUAUUGGGAGUUCGCGGGGUUUUGGGUUUUCCGGGCGACGUAG
This is a messenger RNA of Aspergillus aculeatinus CBS 121060, 1315 nucleotides long. RefSeq names its product glycoside hydrolase family 16 protein. The coding region runs from base 50 to 1315 and encodes 421 amino acids. Gene Ontology annotation, molecular function: hydrolase activity, hydrolyzing O-glycosyl compounds. The record is from RefSeq and is a predicted model, not a curated record. The transcript is spliced from 2 exons. NCBI's taxonomy places the organism in Eukaryota, Fungi, Ascomycota, Eurotiomycetes, Eurotiales, Aspergillaceae. Gene Ontology annotation, biological process: glucan catabolic process.